AGGAUGAAGAUCUUCCUCCUCAUCUUCACCAUCUGCCUGAUCUCAGAUGGAGGAGCCUCCAAAGAAGUAACAGGAUAUUCAGGAGGAGGAGUCCUAAUCAAGUGCAAGUAUGAUACAGAAUACACACAAAACCUAAAAUAUUUCUGUAAGGGUUCAUCGCCAGGCUGUUCUGAUCUAAUAAAGACAGGAGAUAAAAACAUGUGGGUAACUUCAGGAAGAUUCUCACUGUUUGAUGACACCAAAUCAGCAAAAUCAGAGUUCAGCGUGAUGAUCAGAGAGCUCACUGUAGAGGACACUGGGACGUAUCAGUGUGGAGUUGAAAUAUCUCAGGAAAAGUACAUUUACACACCAGUGGAACUAAAAGUAAAGGAAGAUGUUUCCUUUGAGAAGACCAUCAACAAGACGGUGCAUGUAAGAGGUGAUGUGAAUAUUAGCUGUACAUACCCAGAAUCCCACAAGAAUGACAAUAAGUUUCUUUGCAAGAGGCAUACAACUGCUGCUUGUCUUUAUAUGGCAACCAUUAAAGAAGAUGUGAGUGUGGGGAAGUUCUCCCUGUAUGAUGACAGAGAGAAACACGUCUUCACUGUGAGCCUCAACGAUGUCACUGAGCAGGACUCUGGUGAAUACUGGUGUGGAGCUGUGGCCUGGAAACAGGAUCAUGAAUACAAUGUUUAUUUUAUACACAUCAACCUGACUGUUACUGGAUUUUCAGCUUUCAUUUUGAUUGCUCUGUGGGCGAGUCUGCUGGUGUUCCUGAUUGGAUUCAUAUUCCUCAUUGUGAUUCUAUACAAGGGGUGCAAAAUGCAAGACCCAGAAACCAUGACACCAGUUUCCAGCGAGACAAAUGGAGAUUAUGAAAAUGUGCUUCAUCUCCAGUCAACACAAAACACCAAUCCACCAGAGUCUGUUUAUCAGAAACUGAACCCCAACACCAACCAACUGGAUUUAGUUUACCAAAAUAUGACCCUAAAAACCAACCAAUCAGAUUCCCUUAAUCACAGCCUGAACCCUAACACCAACCAAUCAGAUUCACUCUACCAGAGCCUAAACCCUAACACCAACCAAUCAGAUUCACUCUACCAGAGUCUGAACCCAACACCAACCAAUCAGAUUCCCUUAAUCACAGCCUGA
Silurus meridionalis is the source of this 1131-nucleotide messenger RNA. RefSeq names its product polymeric immunoglobulin receptor-like. Bases 4 to 1131 code for a protein of 375 amino acids. The transcript has 6 exons. Lineage: Eukaryota; Metazoa; Chordata; Actinopteri; Siluriformes; Siluridae. The record is from RefSeq and is a predicted model, not a curated record.